AUGCGUCGCGCCGGCCAGCGCCGGCACUUUGCCGGCCACAGUAAGUGGGCCAACAUUCGCAAGAAAAAGGGCGGCUUGGACGCGGCGCGCGGCGACCUCUUCGCCAAGCUGAGCCGCAACGUCGAGGUGGCGAGCCGCGUGGCGAAGGGCGACCGGUCGAGCAUCGGCCUCGCGAGCGCGAUCUCGCGCGCCAAGGACCAGCGCCUGCCGAAGAAGACGCUCGAGGCCGCGAUCGCGCGCGGCGCCGAGGGCAAGGCCGCCGGCGCCGACGUCGAGCAGCUGACGUACGAGGGCACGCUGCCCGGCGGCGUCGGCGUCGUCGUCGACGCGCUGACGGACAACAAGAACCGCACGGCCAACGACGUGCGGUCCAUCUUCAAGAAGCACGGCGGCGCGCUCGGCGCGCGGAACUCCGUCGCCUGGGCCUGGGCGCGCGUCGGCGAGCUCCGCGUCGAGGCCGCCGCGCGCGACGGCGACGGCGCGCCGGCGGCCGCCUUGGACGCGGCGGCCUACGAGGCCCUCUUCGACGCGGCGCUCGAGGCCGGCGCGGACGACGUCGACGACUUUUCGCCGGGCGGCGCCGAGGUCCUCGUGCGGAGCGACCCGGCGUCGGCGGCGGCCGUGCGCGACGCGCUCGCCGCCGCGGGCCUCCACGUCGCGGCGACGGAGCUCGUCUGGCGGCCGGCGACGGACGUCGACGUCGGCGACGCGGACGCCGUCGGCGGCGCGCUCCUCGCGCUCGAGGACCACCCCGACGUCGCCGCGGUCUUCUCCAACGCGAAGUUCCCCGACGCGUAA
Messenger RNA from Aureococcus anophagefferens, 798 nucleotides. RefSeq lists its product as hypothetical. NCBI's taxonomy places the organism in Eukaryota, Pelagophyceae, Pelagomonadales, Pelagomonadaceae. The coding region runs from base 1 to 798 and encodes 265 amino acids. The record is from RefSeq and is a predicted model, not a curated record. The transcript has a single exon.